UAUAGAUUUUGUUUUCUGAAGAAUAAAUAUAUAUAUAUAUUUUUUUUUUUAAAUUUUUGUAUGAACAAAUUUGAUUGCUAAAGAGUUGUUGGAUUUUUCUUCUUUUUUUUUUUGUAGCCUGGUACAAAUGGUCAACAUGCAUUUUAUCAAUUAAUUCAUCAAGGUACAAAAUUAAUACCAUGUGAUUUUAUUGCUCCAGUUGAAACUCAUAAUCCUAUACGUGAUAAUCUUCAUCAUAAAAUUUUAUUAGCUAAUUUUCUUGCUCAAACCGAAGCAUUAAUGCGUGGUUUAACUGAAGAAGAAGUUCGACAAAGUUCAAAUACAAAUGAUGAACUUCUUAUUUAUCAUAAAACAUUUCGUGGUAAUCGACCAACAAAUUCAUUUGUUUUACCACGUUUAACACCAUUUAUAUUGGGUAUGUUAACCGCUGCAUAUGAACAUAAAAUAUUUGUUCAAGGACAAAUAUGGAAUAUUAAUUCUUAUGAUCAAUUUGGUGUUGAACUUGGUAAACAAUUAGCAAAAGUUAUUCUACCAGAAUUAGAUGCAACUCAACCUGUUACGGCUCAUGAUUCAUCAACAAAUGGUUUAAUUAAUUUUAUUAAUAAAUAUAGAAAAUGGACACCAACAACAAAAUAA
Molecule: messenger RNA, 636 nt
Organism: Rotaria sordida
Lineage: Eukaryota; Metazoa; Rotifera; Eurotatoria; Philodinida; Philodinidae
Source: the annotation of a GenBank genome assembly